This is a messenger RNA of Lachancea thermotolerans CBS 6340, 1794 nucleotides long. It is a transcript of the gene SAS10, whose product is annotated as rRNA-processing protein SAS10. Lineage: Eukaryota; Fungi; Ascomycota; Saccharomycetes; Saccharomycetales; Saccharomycetaceae. Gene Ontology annotation, biological process: maturation of SSU-rRNA from tricistronic rRNA transcript (SSU-rRNA, 5.8S rRNA, LSU-rRNA). The coding region runs from base 1 to 1794 and encodes 597 amino acids. The record is from RefSeq and is a predicted model, not a curated record. Gene Ontology annotation, cellular component: nucleolus; small-subunit processome. The transcript has a single exon.
AUGGCCAGAAGAAAAAACGCGAGACAAGCCCCGAAAGGAGGCCAAGAGGAUUUUUAUGGGCUGAAUGAAGUAGACGAUUUUGCUAAAAAGCGUGAGAAAGUGAUGCUAGACAAAGCUGGCCUGACCGAAUACCCAGAGAGCGGAGACUCAGAUGGCCUCAUGUCCGAUGAAAAUGAAGAGGGCGUCAUGAACGUGGAUGACGAAAGCUCGGAAGGUGACCAAGACGAGGAGCCCGAAGAAGACGAUGAGCCACUUGACGGCGAGAAGGCUUACAGACAAGUGUUUGGCCGCAAACUUGAUUUAGGUGAUGCUAGAGACGCGGAAGAUGGAGGCGAGACUAUGCUAGACAAUGAAAGUGCGUGGGGUAGCACAAAAAAUGAAUACUAUGGGGCCGAUGAUCUGGAUGACGAAGAAGCCGCAAAAGAAAUCGAGAGGGAAGCCCUGCGCCAGCAAAAAAAGCACCUAGAGGAUCUAGACAUGAAUGACUACCUUGACGAAGAAGUUGAGGAGGACUGGGCCAAGAGCGCAAAGGACUUCAGCUUAGGUCAGUUUCAAGAGGCCACAAAUCAACCACAGACACAAGUGCGCGCUCGCGACAUACUCAAGAUGAGUGCCGAUGGUAAAGAGAAACUGCUUAAAGUAUGGUGUCCCGAGUUUUUCCCACUAUCGAAGGAAUUAGCUCACUUAGCUCCUCAACUCGACGAACUCAAGGCACAGCAAAACAGCUCUGAAACUACUUCUAUCAAGAUAACAGCCCUCUCCUCCUACUUGGGUGCUAUCUCUUCAUAUUUCACCAUUUUACUGCAUGAAAUACAAACCAAUGAUGACUUCAAAAGCAUGAAAGAGCAUCCUAUUAUGGAAAGUAUUCUUCUUUGUAAAGAGGUAUGGAGACAGGCCCAAGAACUUCCUGAAGAAGUGCCGGUGGAAGAAGAACAAGACUCCGAAGGAAUUGCAUCAGAUGUUGAGAACAUGGAAGACGACCUGCUUGAAGACGAGAAUGCUCAAGAAUCAGACAAAGAGUCCGCUGGCGCUGUUGGCAGUGACCAUGAGCCAGAGUAUCACAGUGACGAUCUCGAUAUAGAUAUCAGUAGACCGCGUGUCAAUCAAAGUGCUUCGAACAAAGUGCCAAGUGCAGAGAUCGACGAUUACGUGGAGUCUGAGGUUGCAGACGUUGACGCACAGGAAAAAAAGGCCCGCAAAAAGACCCUGCGAUUCUACACCUCUAAAAUCGAUCAGCAAGCUACCAAAAAAGGUGACAAAUUCAAAGGUGACGACGAUAUUCCCUACAAAGAAAGGCUAUAUGAAAGACAGCAAAGGCUUCUUGAAGAGGCUCGUAAGCGUGGUCAAAGUGGUCCAGAUGGUACCGAGUUGAAUGCUCAAGAUUAUGACUCCGAAGAUGAGAAGGUUGCAAAGAACGUCAAUACUGGUUCAUCAACUGAUUAUUACAACGAGAUUCAGCAAUCAGGACUCAACAAGAAGCAAGCUCGUAAACAGGCCCACAAAGAUGCAGUGCUCGCCAGUAGAGAGGGCAAGCUUGCAGAAUUGGCGGGUGAAGUUGGUGAAAAUGGAAAGCGUGCGAUCAGCUAUCAGAUCAUGAAGAACAAGGGUUUGACACCAAGGAGGAAGAAGGAGAACCAGAACUCACGUGUCAAGAAGAGAAAGAAGUACGAUCAAGCAAAGAAAAAGCUCAAGUCGGUUCGCUCUGUUUACUCGGGUGGUCUGUCUGGCGUUUAUGAGGGUGAAAAGACUGGUAUUAAGAAGAACUUAACCAAGUCUGUAAAGUUCAAGAAUUAG